AUGGUUUCAGCAGUUUUUGAAAACGGAAAUGCUACUUUUACCAACUUGUUACAACACACUUCCUUUAGAUCUACCCUUCAAAGCAUCUAUCAAUAUCAACCACAAUUAAAUGUCAUGGAAAAGUAUUGGGCCGCAUGGUACACUUAUAUGAAUAAUGAUAUUUUGGCUACCGGUCUACUGUUCUUCUUAUUACAUGAAUUCAUGUAUUUUUUCAGGUGUUUACCCUGGUUUAUUAUUGAUCAAAUCCCAUAUUUUAGAAGAUGGAAAUUACAACCAACAAAGAUUCCCAGCAAUAAAGAACAAUUUUAUUGUUUGAAAUCAGUCCUUCUCUCUCAUUUCCUAGUGGAGGCUAUCCCCAUUUGGACAUUCCAUCCAAUGUGUGAAAAAAUUGGAAUUGUAAUCGAGGUACCAUUCCCAAACUGGACAACUAUACUAAUGGAAGUCUCCUUAUUUUUUGUUCUUGAAGAUAUAUGGCAUUAUUGGCUCCAUCGCCUUUUCCAUUACAGUGUCUUCUAUAAAUAUAUUCAUAAACAACAUCAUAGGUAUGCCGCACCCUUUGGUUUAGUAGCAGAAUAUGCACAUCCAAUUGAAACUAUGUCAUUGGGAUUCGGAACUGUCGGUAUGCCCAUUCUUUACGUUUUGUAUACUGGCAAGUUACAUCUUUUCACUUUAUGUGUUUGGAUUACCUUAAGGUUAUUUCAAGCCAUUGACGCUCAUUCUGGAUAUGAUUUCCCUUGGUCCCUAAAUAAAUUUAUCCCAUUUUGGGCUGGAGCUGAACAUCAUGAUUUACAUCAUCAUUAUUUUAUUGGUAAUUAUGCAUCGUCAUUCAGGUGGUGGGACUAUUAUAUGGAUACAGAAGCUGGUCCAGAGGCUAAACUAGAAAGAGAGGAGAGAAUGAAAAGAAGGGCAGUAAGUAAGAUGAAGAUGAAAGUACAAUAA
Naumovozyma castellii is the source of this 939-nucleotide messenger RNA. RefSeq names its product sterol desaturase family protein. The coding region runs from base 1 to 939 and encodes 312 amino acids. The record is from RefSeq and is a predicted model, not a curated record. Lineage: Eukaryota; Fungi; Ascomycota; Saccharomycetes; Saccharomycetales; Saccharomycetaceae. The transcript has a single exon.